CACCCCUCUCCUCUCCUCUCCUCUCCUCUCCUCUCCUCUCCUCUCCUCUCCUCCCCUCUCCCCGGGUGUGUGAGCCAGGAUCACCGCUCCAUGCAACGGAGAACCGCAGGGAAACGAUGACACCGGAGGUGAUGGAACCACGAAAGGACUAACAGCGUUACGGGAAAGGGGGCACAGGCUCUCAGUGUGGAGCUGAAGAACAGCGAGACAAAGUGAGGACAGAACAAGCUGAAGGUUGCACAAGAGGCUGUCUGGCCCUAUGUCUGCCCCUGCUCCAGCCAAUCGGAGGUCUGCGUUGGGCUCUCGCCGAUUCAACCCACUGAAGGCGUUGCAGCCCAAACGCCGCUUGCAGCAAAUACUGGCGUCCUCGCCCGUCCCGGUGCCCAAGCCGGCAUUGGGGUCGGGGACAGGGACAGGGACAGGGAAGGGGACGGCUGUGCCAGCGGCCACGGCACCGGUGGCCAUUCCUGUGCCAGCGCCCCCUGCGUUUGACUACUGCAGGUUCAUAGAGCUAGACUACGUUCCUAUGGAGACAGGCUAUAUGGUCUCAAUGCGCCCGACUAAAGGCUACGCAUCGAACAAGUCACCGACUAAAGGAUACGCUGCCACCAAGUCUCCAGAUCGCCACAGCCGUUCAACGAACUCUCCCUCGACCCCUCGUUGUCGGCGGACCCCGGCCGCGCCUAGUAAUAGAGAUCCCCAUGGCAACACCUCCCUUAGCAACAGCAGCAACUCAGGCUCUUGCAAAGGCAGCGACUGCAGCCCCACCAAAGGACGUCAUCAGAAGUACACGUCAUGUACGGACAACCAUGGCAUCCGGCCCCCUCCACCAGAGCAGUACCUCACACCACUGCAGCAGAAAGAGGUGUGUAUCCGACACCUGCGGGCCAGGCUGAAGGAAACCAUCAACACUCUACAAGACAGGGACACAGAGAUAGAUGAGCUGAGAGGCCAGCUUUACAGGAUGCAGGAGGACUGGGUUGAGGAGGAAUGUCACCGUGUUGAGGCUCAGCUGGCCCUGAAGGAGGCGCGUCAGGAGAUCCAGCAGCUUAAACAGGCUGUGGACACUGUUCGCGCCAGUCUCAGUGAUGCUGGGGGGCUCAGCGGGGACAUAGGGGUCCAGAAGUACUUUCAGGACAUCAACACUCAGAACCACAAGCUUGAGAACCUUUUGCUGAGCAUGGACCUAGCCCAGGCUGGAUUAGCCAAGGAGGGGGAAGGCAUUCCUGGCUUUCGGACCCGUGUUGGAGGUUCGGCACCAGCAUCGGUAUCAGGGGAAAGUCCAGGGGGAAUACCCAAACCUGUAGUAGGAGGGAGGGGGUCUUGCUCCUGCGAUGCUUCGCCAGCCCGUUCUCUGACCCGGAGCUCCACUUACACUAAGCUGAGUGAUCAGGCACUUGCGGACCGGAACGGCAAUGGCCUGGACUUUCCUUGUCUAUCAGGUGACGGCACCCAGGACAGCGGCUUUGUGUGCUGUGGGGAGAGCAGCGUCCCCAGUCAGACCGACCUCCUGCUGGAGGCAGCCUUCCUCUCUGAGGAAACAGCAUCUUUACUCAACUCCUACGCACAGACCUUUUCCCAUUCUCUGCCCCAUUCUCUGCCCCACUCUCUGCCCCACUCUCUGCCCCACACUUACUCCCAUACCUUACCUCAUUCUUUCCCUCACAAUUUGUCCCACUCUAUGCCCCACACCAUGCCACACUCCUCCACCUAUGACAAGCUGUGCACAGGUGAGCGGCUAGCGCCCCUUCGUUGUGGCCUAGGUGGAGUGGGCUGUAUGAGCCAUCCCUGCCUAUCCCACCACCACCUCUACCUGCACCCCUUGCGGGAGACAGGCAUUCAGACCGAAAGCUGCCCGGCAGGUUACCCCUCUGAUCUAGAUACCAUUGCGGAGCAACGCACUUUCCGCUCCCAGGCCUGCAGCCCCACCUCUACCUGGAUGUCUGAUGAGGGGGAGGAGGAGCUGGACUCCAUCACCACCACAACUUCAGUAACCACAGCAACGAUGAUGAGUACAGCCACAGAGCCGAUCCUGGUCACUAAAACUCCUCUGGUCCCUCCCUUACCACGGUCCGCCACUGUGGCAUGUUCCAUGGAAAGUCCUCUAUAUGGGGAGGAAGAGGAAAAGCAGGAGAAAGAGAAGGAAGAGAAGGAAGCUGCAGCAAUGGAGCAGCAGGAGGAAACAUCAGUGAUUAGCUUGGCAGAAGAAGAGCAGCAGAUGCAAAUGGGCUCAGAGGGAGCGAAUGAGGCGGAAGUUCAGAGUGCAGCAGACGAGGUAGCACCAGGAAAACCCUGCGAUUUUGCAGAGACGUCAGCAGGGACGCAGUGUGAGCUUCAGUUUGGAGGAUGCUGUGGAGAAGGCAGACAGGGUGGGACGCUGGAAAACCUCAGCAUGGAAGACAGGCAGCAAGAAGUUAGUUUAUCAGCAGGAUCGACCCAGGUAGAGACAGCAGAGCUGAGUCCAGGUAGCCCAGGAUUCUCGCCAGACGUAGAACAGCCUCACACCUCCCAGCCGAGGAGAUCUACUUCCCAUGAGGAGAUAGCUGGUGUCACUGUAGUGGAGUUGCAUGAUGAGAAUGAUGAUGAUGAAGAUGAAACUAAAGAACAAGGCGCCACAGGGGGCGCCACAGCAGAGGAGGGAGAUUCAACCAGCUCUGGGACAAUUGAGAAAAGCUACUGGAGUCGUCACUUCCUGGUUGAUCUGCUGGCAGUGGCCAUCCCUGUGGUGCCAACAGUGGCGUGGUUCUGCCGUGGCCCAAUCCGUGCCGGACAGCCCAUGUAUCAUAUAGGCUCGCUGUUGCGAGGCUGUUGCACUGUGGCGCUCCACUCACUGCGCCGGGGAGGGGGGUUGAGGCAUUACCCUGCAGGCGGGGGUGACCUGGGCGGAUCACAGAUAUAACAGGAGAGUCUGUCUAGCACCUCUGUGGUCCUUAACUACUGCCUCUCCUGUAUGGGUCUUAGCUUGUUGGAAGAUACCUGUAGUGUGAGGAGAGGAAGAGGAAAAACGUGCUGUCCUGCAUUCCUCAUCAAGGUUAAUAGCUGAGGGGAGCAUCAGGAACAGGAAAUGUGCAUUUAUGACUACGAUCUCUGACUAUUAAAAUCUGUUCUGUUUGGUCUGCUCCUUAUUGUCUCUCACCCACUGGUCCUUGCUGUUGAUACCAAGAUGUCUACUAACACUACUGACUUGUGCAAAACUGAAUGAGCUGAUUGAAAUUAAUGAUCUAUGCUUGGAUGUUUAACACUGAUUGUUUUUUUUCUUUUUAAAUGCAGGGAAAUGUUAAAGGUUCAUUGAUCUGUCAACCUACGUGUGUGUGUGUGUGUGUGUGUGUGUGUGUGUGUGUGUGUGUGUGUGUGUGUGUGUCAGCCUUGUGCACAAUUCAGAAUUGAAUUGAGAAUGACUCCUAAAAUGUCAAAAACAGGAUCUAGAAUUACAAUUCGAAUUUAAAUUAAAGGAAGCGGAAUUGCAAUUCAAUAAAAAUUCAUAAUUUAAGUGAAGUGUUUAACAAUGAAGCUUUACAAUAUAUGUCAGAUAUGAGUGCAUUACAUAUUCUAUAAAUGAUAUUAGUUUGAACUACUUGUACAGAUAUUUAAAGGAAAGUUGUUCCCCCAGCAAUGAAUGUUAAAAGCUCUAGUCACAGAACAAAUAAUUAAGUUUGAUUAAUUGUAAUUGUAAUUUUGUGGAACAUGAUGGAACAUGACUGCAUUUCCCAGAAUGCUUUACUUCAACCAAGUAUUUAAAAUGGUUGCCAAACAAUUUGAGGUGGACAUUUGUUUGAAAGCUUCUUUUCUACACACUUUGAUGGUCAAUACUGGACUUUUUAAGUUACAGAAGUCCCUUACAACUUCAGAUUACAAACGUUUAUAGAUUUGACACCUGGAAUCACAGCGACAUGGAAAAUAAUAGCAGGCCUAAAGGGUCAUCUGUUCUAGUUCAUUUUGAAGAAUCAAUUCCAACACAAACACCUGGAAACCACAGAGCCAUAUGCAAGCACUGCAGUGCUCCAGUCUGUGGCUCCAUCAACGCUACUUCAAAUUUCAAAAGGCAUCUUCAAUAAAUUAACAGGCAGACAGUCUUUUAUUUUGAAAAGCAUCUCUUGAUGGUAUUAUGCUACUGAUAUUUGAUAUCAUCAGUGUUGGGGUCACUACUCAAGAACCUGUAAUACACAUUAUUCACUUUAAAAAAACAACAACCAUAAUGCAUUACCUUACUUGUUAUUCUCUAUGGAUAGUAACUCAUUACUCAUUACAUUACUGUAGCGCAACACAGCAAGAGCCAGGCAUAUAGCUCAUAAAGAGCUUAAACACAUUCAGCUCACAACAGUGUUGUGAGCUGAAGGUGUUACAUUAAUGCUGAAGGUGUUACAUUGCUCAGUUACAGCCAAAUGUGAUUAUAUUAUGGCAUUACUUCGUAAGGAGUUACCCCCAACACUGGAUAUGAUAUGUGUUUAAAAGCAUGCAAGCACACCUUUUACUUAUUACUUACAGUAUUGUAAAUCAAGAAAACAAUUCUUGUCAAUUGUGGAAUUAAUAGAAAUAUUUGUUCUCUUAAAGAGUGAUCUAUAUUUUGGAACAAAAUGUAUGCAGGGUUGAGGAGUGACUAGUUACGUGUAAUGAAAUUGUUAUUAAAUUACAAAAUUAAUGUAAUUGUAUUUAGUUGUAUUACAGAGGUAAAAUGUGUAAUUCAAUUAGUUACUAAUCAAAUUAAAAGGAAAUUGCUUUGCAUUGAUAAAGUAAUCCAAACCACAUUUAUAAUGGGUAACUUAUAACAGUAAGCAAUUACAUUUCCAAAGUAACCUUCCUAACACUGAAUGUAUGUGAGAUUCAACACAUUCUUUCUGUUGUGUGACUGUGUGGAAUUUCUUUGAAUUGCCAUGAACUUAAUUCCAUUUCCUGUCAUUCCAAUUCCAAUUCAACUUCCUGUGGGGCGAAGUCAAUUCAAUUCAAAUUUCAAUUCAUGAAUUGAAUGGAGGCCAAUUCUGAAAUUCUGAAUUUUGCACAAGCCUGGUGUGUGUGUGUGUGUGUGUGUGUGUGUGUGUGUGUGUGUGUGUGUGUGUGUGUGUGUGUGUGUGUGUGUGUGUGUGUGUGUGUGUGUGUGUGUGUGUGUGUGUGUGUGUAAGAGUCAAUGUGUAACCAAAUCAGUCAGUUUCAGUGUAACCAAAUGGUCUCGUUGUCUGCAGUGGAUGAGCUACACUGCUCAGUGACUAAGGCAAAAUCCACCCUAAUUCAGACUUCACAUGUGUGUCCUUUGACUGUUUUCUGAGUCUUCAACAUCUUAGAGACUGAAAACAGGGAGGGCAGAUCCAGUGCCUGAAAUGGCCCUUACUUACCAUUACUUUUUGUCCACAUGAGUAUUCUACACUUCAACCACAGUCAAUACUCUUGGAUAUAGAUUAGAGACUGUAUUGUGCAGGAAAUGAAUAACUGUCUUAGCGUGGUUGUUGUCAUAUUGGAUAGAUAGAUAGAAACAUCUGACAAUCGCUUGAUUUUGCUUCUAAAUUCCACUCUCCCAAAGGACACAUCAACAUCUAUUUUUCCUAUCUUUAAAGUUGAUUUCACAAUAGAAGCUGCUCUUUUAGUUCCCUCCACCCAACCAACCAGCAUGCCAAGAAGCCCAGGAUAGCCCGUCUUCACAAUUCUGUUAGCAACACAACAGAACAGUCAAAAACUCAUUACUAAAGUCAGGUCUUGUGAGGGCUUUGUCGCCUCUCGCAAUGAAUGGGAGCUGGUGGCUCCACCCAGCUCACUGUGUUCGGUGUGUUUCUACCCUGAGAUUAUUGAUGAUGAUGAUGAUGAUGAUGAUGAUGAUGAUGAUGAUGAUGAUUAUAUUAUAUCUCGAGAAAUCAAACAAAGCUGAAAAACUCAAACUAAAGUUCAAUGAAUCCCCCAAAGUUGUUCCCCAGUAAAGGUCCCCAGUUAAUUAUCCCUCAUAUUUACAGAUGUAUUCAACUGAGCAGAAAAUGCUACUUAUUUUAUGACUGUAAGGAAACCUCAUAUUUUCUUUUCUUUUUAUCUUCUACAGCCACGGCUUACAUAGUUUCUACUCCUUCACUGUUUCUCUCAACCAUUAAAGGAAUAGUUUGCCAUUUUGGAUAAAUGUGCUUAAUUGCUUUCUUACCGCGAGGUAGAUGAGAAGAUCAAUACCACUCUCGUCUCUGUACUAACUCUGUAUUCUGUAGCUUAGCUUAACAUAAAGACUAGAAGCAGGGGAAACAGCUAGCCUGGCUCUGUCCUAUCCAUCUACCAGCACCGCUAACGCUCACUAAUUCAAUUAAAUCUUGUGUAAUUUGUACACAACCUAAGUGUAAACGACAAGUUGUGGUUUUACAUGGAGUUACGUGCUGGAAGUCUUUGUUCUUGGGUUUCAGGCUACGAGAGAGAGAAUAGAACAACAUGUACAUUCUGUUUUAAGGUGGAUUUUUUUCCCUGUUCUCAGUCAUACGGUUGGUCCUUGUACACUGAAGCUUGCAGUCGAAGCCAAAUCAGCUGAACUAUUGAGUUAUUGAAAAUAAUUGAACUCAAUUUGGGUCGCUUUCAUUUCACAUAACACACGUAGGGAAUGUCUUCAAUUCAUCAAAUCUAAUAGGAAAGUCAUAUAAUGAUCAGACACUUGUUUGUACUGUAGAUACUCACUGGCUCAGUUUGACACUUUGAUGUAGAUCUGAAAGAAGUGAGUUGUGCUCGGUCUGUGCUCUGUGCUGUAUAUUUCUGCUAACUUAAUGCUCUCUUGGUGUAGUUUAACUGUCACUCUGGUAGUGUGUAUUUCAAGUCCACUGUACAAGAGUUAGUCAGUCACUGCGAAUACAUCAACUUGACUUGUUUAAUGGAUCAUUCUGCAAAGCAUUUCUAGACAUGGAGUACUACGUGUUAGUCAACACUCAAAAUGUAAAUCAAUAAGAUAUCUGGGUUGUAAUCGCAUUUAGGAUCAGGGUGUUUACUUUGUGUGAAUGUGUGUUUCUUCAAAGGACUUUAAUGAAAGUGGCACCUGAUGGCAUUUCCCUCUUGUUGCUGAUCUUGUGCAGAUAUUUUAGUCCAUGUGUUAUAAGGGCAAAUAAGCCGACUGCAACUGUCAAAUCGAAAUUUGUCUGAUUGUCUCAUGAGGACUACGUGGAUCAAGAAACACCCUGACACAACCAGCAAAAAAAAAAAAAA
This is a messenger RNA of Sander lucioperca (pikeperch), 7149 nucleotides long. It is a transcript of the gene snphb, whose product is annotated as syntaphilin b. The record is from RefSeq and is a predicted model, not a curated record. Gene Ontology annotation, cellular component: mitochondrion; cytoplasmic microtubule. The transcript has 8 exons. NCBI's taxonomy places the organism in Eukaryota, Metazoa, Chordata, Actinopteri, Perciformes, Percidae. The coding region runs from base 260 to 2899 and encodes 879 amino acids. Gene Ontology annotation, biological process: neuron differentiation.